Gossypium arboreum is the source of this 795-nucleotide messenger RNA. RefSeq lists its product as uncharacterized. Lineage: Eukaryota; Viridiplantae; Streptophyta; Magnoliopsida; Malvales; Malvaceae. The transcript is spliced from 2 exons. The coding region runs from base 1 to 795 and encodes 264 amino acids. The record is from RefSeq and is a predicted model, not a curated record.
AUGCAAAGGGAAAUGCAAGAGCAAUUACAAGCACAGAUACAAGAGCAACUGGCUAAGAUACAACAAGAUAUGAAGGAAAAAAUGGAAGAAUCCCAAAAUAAUCUGAUAGGCCAGUUGGUGCAGUUGCUGGCUAGAGAACGUGAGAAAGGGAAGAGCACCAUGGGGAACGAUAAUGAAGACCCUAUUUAUCCUCUAGGCUUUGCUUCGGGCAAUGCCUCGAUACCAAUAAACAUUCCUGUAGGAUCAGGCUCUAAUCCCGGGGAUAAUCCAGCUAAUCCAUUUGUCCCGGACCUUGAUGACAUGGCAGAAAUGGAGAAAGAAAAAGUAGACAUGGCAAAACAACUCGAUGAUCGGUGCAAAUGGCUUGAGGAAAAAUUCAAAGCAAUGGAGAUUGCUGAUUACCGUGGCGGGAUCGAUGCUAAGGACUUAAGCUUGGUCCCAGAUCUGGUGCUCCCACCAAAACUUAAAACCCCGGAGUUUGAAAAGUAUAACGGGACGAGCUGCCCUAAAGCUCAUAUUACGAUGUUCUGUCGAAGGAUGACAGGGUAUGUUAACAAUGAUCAGCUGUUGAUCCACUGUUUCCAGGACAAUCUGAUCAGAUCUGCGGCCAAGUGGUAUAACCAGCUCAGCCGUGCCCAAAUUGGUUCGUGGAAGGACUUGGCUCAAGCUUUCAUGAAACAAUACGGUCAUGUGACGGACAUAGCACCUGACAGAAUUACCCUACAAAACAUGGAAAAGAAGCUGAAUGAGAGCUUCAGACAGUAUGCACAACGGUGGAAGGAAAUAGCGAUGUAA